CAGAAACAAACAUUGGCCUUGAGUCCGACAGUAAACACAGAUUGGAUUUGGGGUUUGUCAAAAGCUUGACAUUGUGUGUGGAAAAGUGUCUUGUUUGCAGUGCCAGCUGAUGUGACAGGCUGUUGGUUUGGGCAGUUGUGGCCCCGCAGCUGGCUGAGCCAUGGGGAACGAGAGCAGCACAACUGAGGCGCUGCCAGAAGAGGGCGCUCCAGAAAAUGUUGUUCUGUUUCCACUUCAGGAAAAUCAAAAUGACUCCCUCCAGGCAGAAGCUCACAGCUGAGAGUUUGACUCUGAGGGAGGACAGAGGGCUUCUGACUGAAGCCUCGACCAGCCAGCAGAGUCUGCUGUCCCAACCAUUGCUCCCAGACGUCCCGGUCAUCAGCGGAGUGGAGGAGAGCAGAAGUGCAUCUGAAGACCAGGACGAGCUAGAGUUUCCUCAUGACCUGCUGCCAAAUCUAGACUUCAGCAGUGAGUUUAACAUCUGGGAGUCCUCGCUGGGCAGAGCUCAGACAAGCUCAGGUGAGAGAAAAUGUGAGCAGGUGAACCCUCUGCUGGCCGGCCUGCAGCACCACACGGAAGUCAGACCCCUGGUGGUUCUAGAUAAAAGGCCUCAUGACAGCGACCCAGUUCUCACAGAUGUCCAGCCUUCACCUCGGCCCUCUGCCACACCUUACGAUGUUCGAUCCCUGACCCCUCCCAUGUCUGUGCUCCUAGACCGGGAACUCCAAGAGGCCUUCCAGGAAUGUGAAGAACAAAUGGCAAUACUGGGAUUACUAAAUCUCACAGGGCCCCCAGGCACCACGCCUGAGACGGUUAAUGAUGUAGGGAAAAAAACAGGAGAAGGGAUGGUUAAUAAAUCUAGUGAGUCAUCGUCCCUGCCUCCAAUCCUAGUCCAGCCAGGACAUAGCAACGGGGGCCAUGGAAACAAGAGUACACAUGGAAACAGUGAGGCAGCAAACAUUCAGACGGAUACAGUUGUGUUUAGUUUCAGGAAUUAUAUACUGGGCACUGAGCAAAGUGCUGCUGCAGCAGAGACGGAGACUGAAAGAAAAGCAACACAGAGCCUGGAUAAAUGUUCAGAGAUUAAAACAGAAAAACAAUUAGAUGAGCAGAAGGGAACACCCACGCAUACACAAUUAGAAACGACAGCUUUAUUGAAAGAAACCCAAAAUAAUUAUAUGUUCUCUGAGCAGAGAGACUUUAGAGAGGAGCAUGUGGAUUGUAAUGCAGCCAUUGGGGAAAAGAGCACUAAGGAUUGUAAUACAGUUAGAGUGAAAGGCACAGAGGCAAUAACAGAGAUUGUAGACAUGAAGUGCAAUGUCUAUCCAAAGUGCAAUGACUCCAGGAUACAUUUUUGUACAGAUGAAACAGGAAAAAAUAAUGAUUCAGUUAAUGAAACAUCAGAGUGCAGUAAUCUACAUUUAAAGGAUACAGAUGCAUUAUCAGAGACGCAGCCAGAUCCACAGACGGGAGCAAACAGUGAGGAGGAUCAGGAGUCAAAAACAGACAAAUGGAACAACUCGCCAUGUAACAAACAGGCUGGGCAGGACAAAAAAGCAAAGAAGAAAGAAAAAAAGAAACAAAGGAAAAAGAAAAAGACAGAAGAGAUGAACACAGAGCGUGAACACAAAGCAAAGACAGAAGAACAACCGGAAAGUGAUUUGCAAGAUGUGUCUCUCACAAAUGCAGGAAAUCACACAGAUUCCACAGCAAAUGUAGAAUCAGUGUCACAGGCGGACGCUCAGACUGUGAUUUGUGGGGAGCAGCCUGAUAAUGGUUUUGACUCCAAGCGUCAGCUGAGUCCCGGGGGAAAGCCCUGCCCCAGCCCCCCACUAUCAUCCUCUCAUAGCAGGCAGGAUCAUCUUACUGACUCCGCCUGUUCACCUGCGUCCAACCAGACUCUUUCACAGAGUCCUCAUCAGUCAGAUAACCACAACCUUUCGGACGCCCCCUGUGGCAUGAAUCACAGCUCAGACAAAAGCCCACAGCGGAAGCAACAUGCAACCGGAGGCGUCAUCGACAACCAAAAUACCCCCAUGACAUAUGUCCAAACUACAGUUAUCAAUCCAGCUGCUUCUGCCGAUAAGAGAUCAGAUGCACAAACACAGCAGGCUGUAGUUACCUCAGAAGCAGUGAUACUCUCUCACGGGAAUCAGAGCCCACUCUCCAACAGGCGAUGUGUGGGAGAGAGCCGCGUGGAGAGUGCCCUUGAAGAGGCUUUAGUGGUGGUUGCUGCGUUGCCACUGGCAACACCCACGAAGCCAGAAGUGAUAGAAAGCAAGCGAGAGGGAGGAAGCGUGAGGCGUGAUUCACUGGAGAGAGUAGCCACUGUAGCAAUCGCAGAUAGUGGGAAAGCAGUAGGAGAGAAAGAUUUGGGAGGAAUAGAAAAGUGCCUCAGCUCUGCAGACGGAGAGAAAGAAGGACUCCUGGACAGCGUUCCUCAGCUCGCAUUAAUCUGUUCACAGGGAAAAGGCUCACUUGCGUUCUCAGCCAAAGAGGGACAGGCUGCAUCUGAGGAAAGCUGCAGCAGCAACAUGCCACACAACUCGGCUGAGGCUGAAAUAAAGGGACCGACAGAGACGACCGUUCGCAGUGCAGACACUGACAUCUCACCAGCUGAAGAGGGAGACAGAGAAAAGGAGCCUUUCCGCUUAGAAACCUAUAUCAAUACUUCUCCCUUUGGGCUACUCACUGGUCCUGAUUGUCAUGAUCACAGUGCUGCGGGAUUGGUGGGAGGAAAAGGAGGAGGAGGAGGAGGAGAAGAGGAGGUGGGAGAGAAAGGAGGGCUGGCUAGAGAGCACAGUUCAUUCAGCCAGCCAGAAGGCUCUGUUAGUGGGGUGUCAUCAGCUGAGACCGAGGUGUGUCCGCCCACCAAUGUUGCCGAGUCACAGCUUAAGUCACAGGGCUGGAGUGAGCCGAUUGCUACCAUCUCUGAGAGCAUCUGCACUGAACAGGACCGUCUCUCUCACCCCGACCAGCAGCAGCAGCAAGGUGCAGCAAUUUCACGUCACCCUCAACAGAACUCCAGCAAUUCAAACGGAGGGGUAAGGGCUGACCUCAAACAGGAGUCAUCCAUCGCAGAGAGAAACUACAGCCACGUCUUCCUGUCUUCGGUCUCACCUCAGCCGCUGACUACUUCACACCAGAUCCCAGCCGAGCGGCAAGUAAGCAUCAAUCAACAGGUCCAGCCUGAAAGUAGCACAGCAGAAACCAGGACAGACGGAAGUGCAGCUGAGUCCCAAGUCCAAGCCCAGACCCAGAGCAAUAGAGGCGCUAUGUCUGGAGUGGGUGUGCAUGUAUGUGACGGUAACAGAGGCAACAGCAGAGUUCGUUUUGCGGAUACUGUGAAACAAGGAGGCAGUUCCUCUGUGGAUCUCAGGAACAUGGCGGUGUCGUCUAUGGACUGCGCCUCUUUGCCUCCACUGACUGUACAUGAGAGUUUGCACCAUCCGGUGUUUGAGGCCAGCUACAUCUUCCCAGAAGUCCUUGGCUUGAAGAAGCUAGAAAUCCCCUCAAAUGCAGCUCUUGCCAAGGAUGAACUCGCAAUACGGAGCUCGGGUGAUUUUCCAAAGCCACAGAAAGAUGUGCAGUUGGAUAAAGGAGAUGUGGGGACUAAAGGUAACAAGGAGAUCAUUAACAAAGAUCAGCCUCAGGAGUCUCUUUUAUUAGGUGAUGAAGGUAACCAGCAUCUUCUCUCCUCAUGUUCUGUGCUUCCAGCUGAUACCUGUAAGCCUUUAAGUGACGUGUCCACUGAGUCACCUGUUGGGCAGCUCUCCGCGGAGCUUGACCUCAGUUUAAAACCCGAAACUUUCCCCUGCACAGCUUCUCUUCAGACCACGGCUAGUGACCCAAGUUAUCAGACUCUCACCCAAUUAGAUCAAACACCUCCUCCUGUGAUAGCCAUCACUGAUCCUUUGAAGGCUAGUUACGGGUCCACAAUUCACUCUGCUGCUCUGACAAAGGAUGAAUCAGCGACUUCAGAAGAGACAGCCACUGACCAGUCAAUUCCUGUUAUCGAGCAAUGUGCCAGUAAUUCUUCUUUUGUGCUACGGCCCCCUGGCCCAAUGUUGAGUCACUUGGAGUUCAUUACUGACUGCGAUAUCUCUCUCGCUGAGCAGGCAGAUGACGGCGGCACUGACGGUGACGGCACCAAAGUAUCUGGAGAGGUGAAUGGCAACAAGAGCACUGAAAUGACACAAAUGUCUAUAGCACAGGAUCUAGAAAAUGGUGAUGUCAGCGAUAAAAUAGAUGAGAAUCGUCCGAAGCUGGAAAAUAGAAAUUACGCUAUGGAGUCUGUCGUUGAACUUGAGAAUUCUCCGAUUAACAAUGUAAAUAUUUCAUUUUCACAAGAGGAAAACCUGUCUCCUCCCCAACCUCCUGGUGCAGUGGGUGUACUAGCAAAGGGUGGGUCUGAUAAUGUAAUUUCUCUAUCACACACUGAGCCAAGCCCUUAUGGAAUUAAACCUGUUAUUUGUGAAGCAUCGAUUAAGGAUGACCUCAUUUAUGUCAGCUCUGACAUGCCUACCAACGAGGCUUAUAAUGAAAUUAAACAAGACGAUAUGAAAGACAAAAUUGGAGACCAGACCUCUGUUAUGUUCGCAGAGGAAAAGAAAAAAGUUGAAGAGGCAACAAUGGAUAAUCAAAAGGAAACAGCAGACAGCGACAAGCUGCGGAUUGGGAAGACAGGCACAACACCACAACAGAGUAAUGGGCCAGAUAAAGAGGCUGUAGAGGAAAUUGGAGACCUUCAUCCACCACAUAAACAUAACAUACAAAAGACUGAAUCACCCAUAAGGGAUAUAAAGGAGGAAGGGAAGAGCCAGACUUCUUCCUUAUCUCCCAACAGACCUGCAGGGGUAUCUGAGAACAGGUUAAGUGCUGAGGUAGAAUCUGGUCGUGAACCUCUGAAUGUUUGUGUUCAGAGUUUGCGGCAAACUCCGACAGCAACACUGGAACGCAGCUCUGACAGGGACACGGCAACAGAUUUGAGUGCUGCUCUUGGCCAAUCGCAGUGUACACUAGAGCUAAACUGUUUUGCUCAGCAACAGGAGCAACAGCAGCGGUGUCUGGGAUCCAGACAUCCCACAGAGGAUUUGUCAGGUGGCUGUCUAGAAGGGGGAGGAAAGACUAACGGUCAGGUCAGGCAGACCCAAGCGCUGGCUCCGGGGGUGAAAGGGGGAGCAGAGGGAGGAGACGGCUCUGUUGUGAAUCUGUGUCCGUCAAGAAGCGGGGAUGAGUUGACAAGUGAUGACAGCAGUGGCAAUGAACAAGGGAUAGGUUUAGAGAAAGACAAUGGGGAGGAAGCACAAACUGCAGCAGGGGUUGACAGCGUUUAUGUGACGUCUCUACUAGCAAGUGAUUUAAACGAGAGUGGAAGGGCUGCUGAGAAAAAGGACUCGGCUGACACCACAGCUUGCUCUCGUGUGGGUGAGACAAGAAAGGGGAUGGCUGAGAAUAAAAGCCCUGCGUUAGGGGUAGUUGAGUCAGAUACAGACUGUGAUCUGGAUGGUAAAGGUCAGCAAAAAAGCAAUUUAUCAGCUGCCUGUCAAGAGCAAAAUGGAAAACCAGAGACCUCAAAUAACAAUCCUGUAUCUGUUGAGUCUGCAUCGCAGGAACAUGAGACUCCACCUUUCCAAAUCUCUGUUUCAUCAAAGGUCAGCACAGACAGUCAUGGCAUUCACAAAGCAGUUAUUUCAAGUGCAAACCAGGCUGAAGAAAUUCAUACAGAAAUAUCCAGUACUUUGGUUGUGCAACCAGAAACUGUGGAAAAGGAUUUCAGUGCUGCCACAGCUGUGAAAAGCAACAGUAGUGAAACGGAGGAGUGUGAAAUUCAGGAUACAGUGUGCGAGCCUCUCGAGCUACAAAGCUCCAAUAAAACCUCAGCCACACAAAGCAGCCCAGUAGUACACACACCCAUAAAAGGCCCUGAUGUAAAGGAGAUCACAAAGGAAGAUAAAGCAGCUUUGGACGAAGAGAAAGCUAGCAGCUCGGGGAAGGGACAACGUGAGAUAAAAGCGAUGAACAAUGAAGCAAUGAAAAAACAGGAGGUCAUAAAUCAAACUGUGAAGGGUAAAGACAGUGGGUCAAUCGAUGUUUCUAAGGCGACAGAUAAUGGCAAUGAUUUAACAGAUCAAAUGAAUCUUGAUGUUAUCACAGUCCCAUCUGUUGUUUCGUCAAAGCGCUUGGAAAAUUUUGAAUCGACCCCUGCUGCAGCCCCUACCCAGUCAGUAAAGCGGCAAGAUGAUAUUGCCGCAAACCCCAUUGUUGCUGCUUCCCACUGUGAAGGAAGAUCCCUUGUUUAUCAAGUGCCAAACAAAGAGGCUACCGAGGUGUCAGAGAGUCCUGCUCCUCCACUAACGGCCAGAGAACCAGAAACAAACUGGAUACAAGCUCUAAAAGAAGCUGCAUCCCAUUCUCAGAGUAAACAAGAGACCUUAAGACCCUUCCCAUCUCUGGAGUCUCCUCAACUAGAGUUUCUUACUCCGACUGAGGAGAUAGUUGCUCCUCUGAGACAGGAGGAGAUCCCUCCACCGGCGCCAGCAGCAGAGAAGACAACAGAGUUCCCCCUUCUGAGUCUUGUAAAGAAGCCAGUGGAUCUUCCUGAACCUUUGAAGAAGACUGUAGAGCUCCUAGAACCAACACAGAGCACAAAAGUAGGGAUCCCAGAUGAAGUGAAGGAGGUAGAGCUCCCAGAAGAAGUGAAGAAAGUAGAGCUCCCAGAAGAAGUGAAGAAAGUAGAGCUCCCAGAAGAAGUGAAGAAAGUAGAGCUCCCAGAAGAAGUGAAGAAGGUAGAGCUCCCAGAAGAAGUGAAGAAGGUAGAGCUCCUAGAAGAAGUGAAGAAGGUAGAGCUCCCAGAAGAAGUGAAGAAAGUAGAGCUCCCAGAAGAAGUGAAGAAGGUAGAGCUCCCAGAAGAAGUGAAGAAGGUAGAGCUCCCAGAUGAAGUGAAGGAGGUAGAGCUCCCAGAAGAAGUGAAGAAAGUAGAGCUCCCAGAAGAAGUGAAGAAGGUAGAGCUCCCAGAAGAAGUGAAGAAGGUAGAGCUCCCAGAAGAAGUGAACAAAGUAGAGCUCCCAGAAGAAGUGAACAAAGUAGAGCUCCCAGAAGAAGUGAACAAAGUAGAGCUCUCAGAAGAAGUGAAGAAAGUAGAGCGCCCAGAAGAAGUGAAAAAAGUAGAGCGCCCAGAAGAAGUGAAUAAAGUAGAACUCUCAGAACCAACCGAGAAAAAAGAAGAUCCUCCAGAACAGCUCCCAGAACCAAAGAGGGAGCGAGUAACUUAUUCAGAAAUAGAGAACAAUCCAGCUGAGCUUCUAGAACCAACAAAAAGCACAGAAGAUCUCCCAGAACCAGCGAAGACGACAACAGAGUCUCCAGAACUAGAGAAGACGCUGAUCACUGAGCUGCCAGCAGAGGAGCUAGUGGAAACACCUGCAGAGAUCCCACCUGAGGAGCCAUUGAAAGCACCAGCUGAGAAAACCACAGCGACAGAAACAGUCCAGGAUCCUACUGAGGAGCUACAGGACAGUUGGUCCUCCAUCGUUGAGCAGGCAGAGAGAGGUGACCGUGCCCCUGCCUCUCCCACACCUCCUGCCUCUGAAUACCUCUUCCUGCCUGCCCUCCCUCCUCACCUCCAAGACACCGCAGAGUUCCCCACUCCUCCUCCCACACCCCCGGAGAGACACACACCUGAAGCAACCCCACCUGCAUCUCCCUCCUUUCCUCCCCCUCCUCCCCCAGCCCCUGCCUCCCCUACUGUACCUCCUUCUUCCCAAUGUGAGGAUCACUGCCCUGCUUCUGCCCCCUGCCACCCUCCUAUAAGGAGUUCAGACUCUGAUGGCGCGUUUGAGACCCCUGAAGCCACAACUCCAGUGAAGGCUGUUUCUCCUAUAGAUUCCCCAACCCAGCAACUAACCUCUGAUGACAAAGUAGCAGACACCUCUGUCAGUGAUCCCGCCUUUGAAUUGUCUUCAGCUGAUGCACCAUGCCGUUCCCCGUCCAUUGUUUUUGAUGAGAACAAGCCCAUUGCAGCCAGUGGCCAAUACAACAUCGAGCCUCCUGGAGACUCAACAAGUCACACUCUUACCCGUUCUCUCAGCCUCCAGGGAGGAGAACUAGACAGUGCUGGCCUGUUAGAUGGAUCAACAGCAGAAGGCUUCCGUCAACAUUCUGAAUCCUUCAGCGUAGGCACCGAGAGUGCCCCAGGGACGCUUCACAGGCCCAAGAAGGUCCGUUCUGGGUCUUUAAAGAAGAAGCCUCUUCUCAGACAGAACUCCAACCCAGAGAGUCCAAGGUCACCCUCAUCCAGCAGCACCCCGGAGAUCAAGAAGCGGACAAAGUCACGAACUGCCAGCCCUCUCCAGCCUCAGGAGGAAGCAGAGGGAUCUGCAACCCCAAGCCCUGGAGGAACCCUCCGCAGGACCAGGAAGAGCAGCCGUGUGGAGACCCCUCCUCCUCUGCCGGAGGAGACAAAUCAUACCAACCAGCAGGAGAGCCUUGCCAUCCCUGCCUUACCCUUGUUCCAGGAGGAGACCCCUCUCCCUGGUAGUCCAACAGGCAGAGACGAAUCCCCCAUCCCCCCUAGUACAUCCUACAAAUGGGAUCCAGAUAAUUUUCAGAACAUCGACCCAUUCAACACUGGAGGAAGUAAAAUUGCCAAUUCCCCCGUUCUGGGUCGUAAAGGUCCCUUGUGUGCCCCCAUUGCCACCCCUCUAGAGAGUCCAUCUGUGUCUGCUGUGGAGCCAUGGCCCCCAGCUCCUCUUGAAGAGUCAAUCACCAACCCUGAAGAGCAACCCAUAAUCCCCAAUCGUCAGUCAGUAAGGCUGGAGUUUGACUACUCUGAGGAGGGCAGUGAGGCAUCACACCAGGCCUCUCCCCCACCCAAGAAACUGGGCAAGAAGCCCGGUGGUAAGAUGCCCCUGAGAAAACCAAAGUUUGGGCUGAAGAAGGCCCCUCCGGCGCAGACGGAGCAGCUGGACAAUGAUCCUCCAACAACCCAUAAUGGCAACGAGGAGGAAAUCCCUGUUCCAGCAGUUUCGUACAAGUUUGAUUCUGAAAAGUGGGAAGAUCCCAACUUUAAUCCAUUUACUUCUAAGAAAGGCAUCAACAACUCCCCAAAACUAUCCAGGCCGUCUUUUUCAAAUACAUUUGAGGAAUCUGUAGACCCUUUUAAAUCCUCCAAUAAAAUGGCCAACUCCCCUCCUAAGGCCUCCGCCUCCUUUGAACUGUCAUCCAAUGACUAUGACAAUGAAAUUGACAAUGACAACAUUGGGGAACUGGAGGACCAAAAUCAGAACAAACCUGCCAAGAAGAAGAAAACUCCUAUCAAAUCUAAUACUUUCAGAGUGAAGAGGUCGCCAAAGAAAUCCCCAUUGUCUGACCCAUCCCAGGAUCCUAUGUCCGCAGAUGAAACUCCCUGCCUCCACCAACAGGACGACCACGCCACAGACGAGGAGAAGCUGGCCUCCUCCACUGGUCACAAGUGGGCAGCCCUCCACGACAUGGAUGCAGAUUUGAACUCUGACCAGCAAGACUUCCCUCAGCCGAGCGACCUUUCUUCCUUUGUUAAUGAGAACUGUCUUGCUGAUCAGACUCCAGUGCAAGACUAUGAAAUUGAGUACAUGGAAAAGCUUGGCUCCGCUUCGCCUCCACUGUCUGUGAAGAAGCCAUCGUUGUACCUGAAGUUGGACUCCAUAUCUGACAACUUAACCAAGAAUACACGUGCACAUGGAUCUGAGCCCAGCUCCCCCUGCACAGGCAGUUUUGAGGAGAUGGAGGCCCAGAUAACAGCGGGUAUGAAGACACCGGUGCUGAGCUCCCGGCCUGGUCCCGAGGGCUCUGCUGGAGAAAAGGGCAGAAAGAGAGAGAGCAAUUCUGUCAGCCGAACACAGAGCACAGAGAGGGAUGAGCAGCCCCCUAGCCAGGGCCCCACGGAGGCCCCUGCUUCAGUCCUGGCCAUGCCCCUGUUAGACAGGCUGUCUGAGUGUGACGACCUUCUGCAGUACCUGGAGCCUGACCUGGCUGAGACCAACCCCACCGCAUUCGCCCAAAAACUCCAGGAGGAGCUGGUGCUUGCUGCCCUGAGGAUAGAGGCUCUGCAGAUAGCCAAAAACAUCUCUCAGUGCCCCUCCCUCUCCACUGUAAGCCCCCAGUCUCGACUCAAGAAACCCAGCACUCGACGGUGGAAUAUCAACGGUUCACCCUUACUCAAACACAGAGACGUGUCAUCUCCAGUAGAGAGUUGCGUGUCCAAGAACUCGCUGUACACCAGGACCAGCACCAACUAUAUCGAAGGGGAGAGUCCCCACCUGCCCAUAGAACUGGACCACUCGCUGGGAAUUGCACGAGAGGAGAUCGUGACAAAGGAGAAAGAAGUGCUGGAGUGGCAGAGGAAGUAUGAAGACAGCCGACAAGAAGUGGUGGAGAUGAGGAGGAUUGUUGCUGAGUAUGAGAGGACGAUUGCACAGAUGAUAGAGGAUGACCAGAAAGAGAAGUCUCUCUCCCACCACACCAUCCAGCAGCUGAUCAUGGAGAAGGACCAGGCCUUGGCCGACCUCAACUCUGUGGAAAAGUCUCUUGCCGACCUCUUCCGACGUUACGAGAAGAUGAAAGAUGUACUGGAGGGCUUCCGCAAGAAUGAAGAGGUUCUCAAGAAAUGCGCUCAGGAGUAUCUGUCCCGGGUCCGCAAGGAGGAACAGCGCUAUCAAGCCCUGAAGAUUCAUGCAGAGGAAAAACUAGACAGGGCCAAUGCUGACAUAGCUCAUGUGCGUGCCAAGUCCAGUCAGGAGCAGGCCGCCCACCAGGCCAGUCUGAGGAAGGAGCAGAUGAAGGUGGACUCUCUGGAGCGCACUUUGGAGCAAAAGAACAAAGAGAUCGAGGAGUUGACAAAGAUCUGUGAUGAGCUGAUCGCCAAGAUGGGGAGGAGUUAGCGACCACAGUCACACCCAGGCCAAAUGUGGAGUGGUUGUGGGAAAAAAUAACGUCUUGGAAAAUGAAGCGGAUCAGUAAUAUUACCGCUUUUCCAACGACUGAUGGACAUUUGAGACCAAAAUGGUCUUGAGGUAAAAUUUCCUACUGACUUUGUGUAUUCAGGAUCCACAGGAAUGGCUUUCUCUUAAUCACUUUUUGAUGUGUCAGUGUAUCGUUCUGUAUCAGGGGUCUUGUUUAAAGUUUAAGAAAAUGUAUGAUAUCACCAAUGAGUGUGUCUGUGUGUGUGAAUGCGUGUAUGAUAAUGAGAAAGCGAGAGCAUUGUUUGUGGGUUAAAUUAUCUAUAAUAAUGUUGCCAUGACAGCCACUGAGGGAGAAGACUGUUUACCUGUUCCUGUUGUUGUCUCUUCUUGAUACAAGAGAAAGAUAGACUUUGAAAAAGAGUAACAGAGAUUUAGAUUCAUUUAUAAAAUGUUGAUACAUCACUAAGAGAACACAAACUAUCCCAAUAGCUAACUGCAUGUGGGAGAGAACUUGUAAUGUUAUAUGCUUGUAUAUACUGUAGGAAAUUCCAAGUAUAAAAAAAGAUUCAUCUGCAUUUUGAUAGUUAUUCUGUCAUCCUCGGCCCGCUCCCCUCAUGUAACCUUGUAGAUAUUUGUCAUACUUGUCAUAGCUUUCUCACUGAAAUUGUGCGACUAUUUUUUGGGAUUUUAUUUUGAUAUAAAGCAAACUAAUCGUGACCUUAUUCAGUUGUAAGCAGGAGUAAUUUAAUUUUGGAUGGAUAUGUCCUAGUUAUGCUCGGUCGUUUUGUCACACUGAUGAAUACCUUCUCUGCACAGCUGCUGUACAGCAUCUGCUUACAAAGUGCAAUAAAAGAUGGCAAUACAGCA
Messenger RNA from Cottoperca gobio, 11807 nucleotides. RefSeq names its product transforming, acidic coiled-coil containing protein 2 (gene tacc2). The transcript is spliced from 25 exons. The coding region runs from base 216 to 10919 and encodes 3567 amino acids. Lineage: Eukaryota; Metazoa; Chordata; Actinopteri; Perciformes; Bovichtidae. Gene Ontology annotation, biological process: mitotic spindle organization; cerebral cortex development; nuclear migration. Gene Ontology annotation, cellular component: cytoplasm. The record is from RefSeq and is a predicted model, not a curated record.